Molecule: messenger RNA, 494 nt
Organism: Babjeviella inositovora NRRL Y-12698
Lineage: Eukaryota; Fungi; Ascomycota; Pichiomycetes; Serinales
Exons: 1
Coding region: 269-442 (57 amino acids)
Source: RefSeq, a predicted model, not a curated record
GGGGUGUGGUGGACACAGUGGUACCCAGCAUCACUGUGUUUCUGAACAGGGAAGAGUAGCGCUGGAGGCCAGUACCAGUUGCUGUACGGUUACACGUACACAUGGUCGGUCAAGGCUUCUUUGGACUGGGACUUGAUCAAGGAUAUAUUAUCGAUUGGGAUCGGCGGUCUGGUAGAGAAAUCUAUUAGUAAGUCAUCGACAUGGACGUGUAACGUGAGCGCCGGUUCGGUAGUGCAGGUCUGGACUCAACACGCAAUUACGUGGUUUGAUGCGCAGGUCCAAGGGUGCACGCACACUGCCGGAUCACCCGUCCACUGCGGGGCUUACAGUGCUUAUAUACAUGGCAACGCUCCAAUUAAGGAUGGUUGGGCGACACAGACCGGGUGCAGUACCGACGGCAGCGUUAAUUGUAACUACCAGUGGCAUUGAGAUUGCUUGGUAGAUGACCUCGACAGAACAUCAUAUCAACAUCGGUGACAGCUGGUCUGCCCGAG